GUUUAUAGGCAAAUCAUGUGACUUGAUGUAGCUGGCAGUGUGAACAGCUAUGCCAAAAUAGUCGGAGCUCUGACAGGAAGGUUCAGAUCCCAGAGGAUUCCUCCGAUAUGCAGAACGUGAUCAACACGGUGAAGGGCACGGCCCUCGGGGUGGCCGAGUUAUUCACCCCGGUAUUAAAGGAAUCGAGAUUCAAAGAGACGGGAGUCCUCACGCCGGAGGAGUUUGUAGCAGCUGGAGAUCACCUGGUUCAUCACUGCCCCACAUGGAAAUGGGCCACUGGAGAAGAAGCAAAGGUGAAGCCAUAUUUACCACAGGAUAAACAGUUUCUCCUGACACGCAAUGUGCCCUGUUACAAGCGCUGUAAGCAGAUGGAGUAUUCAGAUGAGCUGGAAGCCAUCAUCGAGGAGGACGAUGGAGACGGGGGCUGGGUGGACACCUACCACAACACAGGUGUGUUAGGAGUCACAGAUGCUGUACAGGAAAUCUCACUGGACAACAACAAGGAUAAGAAUAUGAAUGCCACGUCUGCAGCAUGCUGUGAUGAUGAGGAUGAUGAAGAUGGAGAAGCGGCAGAUAUGGAAGAAUAUGAAGAAAGCGGGCUGUUGGAAACAGACGAGGCAACCCUGGACACCAGCAAAAUAGCAGAAAGUAAAACCAAAGCAGAACCUGGGAGCGAAGAUGCCAUUCUUCAGACAAGAACAUAUGACUUGUACAUCACAUACGAUAAAUACUACCAGACCCCUCGACUCUGGCUCUUUGGAUAUGAUGAAGAUAGGCAGCCGCUCACUGUAGAGCAGAUGUACGAGGACAUCAGUCAGGACCACGUGAAGAAGACGGUCACCAUCGAGAACCACCCCCACCUUCCUCCACCUGCCAUGUGCUCGGUUCACCCCUGCAGGCAUGCUGAAGUGAUGAAAAAGAUCAUUGAGACUGUGGCAGAAGGAGGAGGAGAGCUGGGAGUGCACAUGUAUCUUCUGAUUUUCCUCAAGUUUGUGCAGGCUGUCAUUCCCACGAUAGAAUACGACUACACGAGACAUUUUACCAUGUAGGUGCCUCUGCUGCAACACGACGUGCACACCGGAAAUACCAGAGAUGGUCUCCGCUCUGCUCUGCUCUCAAUACAACUGGUCUGCUGAAUGUUUGUGUUACUCUAAAAUGCUUUGUGUGGAAGUGUCAAGGAAUAUGAAACGCUGUCUUUUAAAAGAACGGGCUGACGUAUUAGGACACGUGCUUGUUUUCUGCUGAACCCAGAGAAACUAGAUCACCGUCAGUUUGAUCUGUGUGUAUGCAGCACAGAGGUAGGGUGCGAUCUUGCAAACGGCACACCUAUCCUGGUCUGUUGCAUAAAUUCAGAUACAUUGUUUAUUUUUCAGGCUAAAGGUGUGUAGUUCUGUCUCUGUGAUAAGCUAGGCUAAACACCUCAGAGAUGAGAAUCUGUGUCAGACUAGUCGUUUAACCCUCGGUAACCAAGGUCCACAUCACCCAAGAGUUGGACGGCACCUUUAAUGUCUCUCAGUGGGACGGUGAAACUUGUCGAUGGUUAGUGUAAUUAGGAGUGUUUAAACAGAAGCUAAGCAAUGUCCUGCUGUAAGGAAGGAUUGAUGUGUGCUGCUUUAGUUCCCAGUCUGACUGACAGUCAUUCAUGUGUUCGUGUAAUAUCAGGUUUGCUGCUCCUUCCACAGCGCUACGCUGCUUAGCACCUACCUUAGAGAAACAAAACUAAUCCUCCACUUCUAUCAUCGAGGCCAUCCUACAGUUAGUUAGGAACUUAAAACUGUCACAUUCAAGCUGGUGUGAGUUUGAGGAGGACAGAGGAGUGGUUUGUGGUAGACGACUCCAUCUUCAGAUGCAGCUUCCAUCAGUCCAGUAUUCACUCUGCUCUCUGGCUCGGUCUCCACCAGCCCUGUGGAAAAACUCUGUGUUUAGCAGCUUCGUGCUUGGCUGCAUCCACUCGUGCUCAUGUCUGCCCACAUCUGUCUCAGCUCAGUGGGUGCUGAGAAACAGGAAAACUGAAGCAGGAGCCCAACAAUUUCUGGAUGGCUACAAAUAAUAAAGCGGCAUUAUCUCGAUUGGGCCAACGGAGGCGUUAAGAGAAGCUCGUAGAGCACGGAUGUUUCCCGUCAGCUGUUCUCGCUUCCAUCCUGAUGCUCUCUGCGGGAAUCGAGGCUGAACCUCAGUUUGUCUUAAUGGUGAAUGUGCUGAUCCCGUGUUUCUGGGGCUUGGCUUCCACGCUUCUGUGUCUGUCUUCAGUUGUGAGCAGGUUUCUAAUUGAUGCUUCAGAGAAUUUGUUUUCAGAUGUAACUCUACAUGUCUGUGUAUUACUGACCUUUGAAGAAGUUUCCACAGGUUUGCUGUGACCUCUGCAGAACGACCUCACUGAUGCAGUUUAACUGCAAGUCCAUGUUUCCUAUAACCUGUAAUGUUUGGCUCAUUACAGUGGCAGCACUCAUCCAUACAAAGCAUCUGCUUCAGUAAUCCACAGUUUGCUUUCCUCGUGUGUUGGUUGAUCAAAUAUUCUCUUUGUAUCUGUGCCUGUUGGUCCAGUCUUCAAAUUUAAAUUGCUUGGUGGUGAGGCUUCACCGUUUCAGAAAGAUGUACAUUUAUCAAUAAAGAGUUUCCCAAAUAUUGCAAGCAAAAUGCUGUUUAUGGAUGUAUUUAUUGGUGCUGUGGAGGGACGGUGGGGGUCUUGAAAUAAAACAUCUCAAACCUAAAAAUGUUCCUUCAUGAUAUACGUUAUGCUGCAGGUGGCAAGGUUACAGCUGAAGGAAAAGCCAGCAUAAAGUGUCCUGGUCAUAGUUCUUAGGCCUAACAGCUCAUGGCGUUCCCUCCCUACAGCUUGUACGCUUCCUCUCUCCAUGACCUCAGUGUGCUUAAGCCACUCCUUUGUUGCCAUAGCAGUAUCUGCUAACUGUCUCCAGUCUUCUGGCUGAGGGAGAAAGAUUGGCAUCUAAGAUUUUACAUUACUGGCCCUGUCCAUCUGCGCCUCACUGUGAUGAAGUCAUAGUCAGAAUAUUACAUGAAAUCAAUCAAACAAGGAUUUUAAAUGGAGAAAUGUCAGACCUCUGGAAAGUAUAAUCAGACAUAUGUACUCAGUACUUACUGCCUCAGUGCAGCGUGGCAUGGAUGCAAUCAGCCUGUGGCACUGCUGAGGUGUUAUGCAUUGUUCCGUCUCUUAUCUUUCUCUUUUCAGUGGAAGUUUUUCUUCCACACAGCUUUCUAUUAGUGUGCUUUGUACAGCGCUUUGGGAACACCCAACUUCUUUUGAGCUGACCUUUUGAGGCAUUCCCACUUUAUGGAGCUUGCCAAUGAUGGUUUUCUGCAGAACUGUCAUGUCAGCAGUCUUCCCCAUGAUUCCUACUGAGAGACCAUUUAAAGGCUCAGCAACACUUUGCAGGUGUUAUGGAUUAAUUGGCUGAUUAAAGAAUGACACUUUAAGCCUACAAUAUUGAACCUUUUCACCAUGUUCUAAUUUUCUGAGCUUUUGAAUUUGGGGUUUUCAUAAGCUGUAAGCCAUAAUCACCAAAAUGAUAACA
Molecule: messenger RNA, 3533 nt
Organism: Pelmatolapia mariae (spotted tilapia)
Lineage: Eukaryota; Metazoa; Chordata; Actinopteri; Cichliformes; Cichlidae
Gene: atg3
Product: autophagy related 3
Exons: 12
Coding region: 108-1049 (313 amino acids)
Biological process (GO): nucleophagy; autophagy of mitochondrion; autophagosome assembly
Cellular component (GO): phagophore assembly site; cytosol
Molecular function (GO): Atg8-family ligase activity
Source: RefSeq, a predicted model, not a curated record